This is a messenger RNA of Telopea speciosissima, 1143 nucleotides long. Its product is annotated as structure-specific endonuclease subunit slx1-like. Gene Ontology annotation, biological process: double-strand break repair via homologous recombination. Lineage: Eukaryota; Viridiplantae; Streptophyta; Magnoliopsida; Proteales; Proteaceae. The record is from RefSeq and is a predicted model, not a curated record. The transcript is spliced from 4 exons. Gene Ontology annotation, cellular component: Slx1-Slx4 complex. Bases 7 to 1086 code for a protein of 359 amino acids. Gene Ontology annotation, molecular function: 5'-flap endonuclease activity; crossover junction DNA endonuclease activity.
AGAGAGAUGAGGCAAAGAAAAGAUCGAGUAAGAUCAGAUACAGUCGAAGAAGAAGAAGGCAAUGAAAGAGGGAUAGGAGGGAAAGGGUUCUACGCUUGCUACCUCCUCUGCUCCUUGAGCCCAAGACACAAAGGUCAGACUUACAUAGGGUUUACAAUCAACCCUUGUCGCCGGAUUAGGCAGCAUAAUGGUGAAAUAAAUAGUGGUGCAUGGAGGACAAAGACAAAGCGCCCUUGGGAAAUGGUAUUAUGCAUAUAUGGAUUUCCAACAAACGUAUCUGCACUCCAGUUUGAGUGGGCCUGGCAGCAUCCAAAGGAGUCUUUGGCCGUUAGAAAAGCAGCUGCAGAAUUCAAAUCCCUCUCUGGGAUUGCCAAUAAAAUCAAGCUUGCCUACACAAUGCUUAAUCUUCCUGCAUGGCAGAGCUCAAACCUCACUGUAAACUUUUUCUCAACAAAGUACAUGAAACACUCUGCUGGUUGCCCAAGCUUGCCAAUGCAUAUGAAAGUUCAAGUUUGUUCAAUGAACGAACUUCCCUGCUACAUGGGAGGUGGACAAAUUUUAGAGGAUAAUGAAGAUGACUGGGAAGCUGAAAAUGGGUCUGAUGAUGUAUCAGUAACACAGAUGAGUAUACAACAACUUCACGAUUUUGCCAAAUAUCGUUGUAGCAUUGAAAUGACUGCUGCUCCUGCACAAACCGGAAGGAUGGGAGAUGGUUAUCAUUUCAGAGAGCCCAGGAGCCCCCUCGCUCCAAAAGGAGAUCACAGGGUUCCUGUUUGUGCUGGUGAUUUUAGUGUAACCGGAGCCUUGGGCACUGAAGAUGAAAUUGAAGAUAAAGGUCCCUUUGAGGUGAUUCAAAAAUGUGAAAGGAAAUCAGGUCAGUCAAGCAAGCUGCAUACACGAAAAGCUGCUGAUAAUGGUCAACCACCACCAACUGAUAGUCUUCUUUCCUCUCCUGAAGUUGAGAUAAUAAAUUUGUUGACUCCCUCACCUGACUCCAUUCUUCGAUCUUGUUAUAAGAAGAGAGCUUCCUCAGUUUUUCCCAAAAUUAUUGACUUAUCAGAGUCACCUGUUUUUAUCCAAUUAUGAGAUGUCCGAUAUGUAACCAGCAAUUGAAAAGAUAAAAUGCAAUUUCUCACUCUGAAA